Molecule: messenger RNA, 1995 nt
Organism: Plasmodium berghei ANKA
Lineage: Eukaryota; Apicomplexa; Aconoidasida; Haemosporida; Plasmodiidae
Product: FHA domain-containing protein, putative
Exons: 2
Coding region: 1-1995 (664 amino acids)
Molecular function (GO): mRNA binding; protein binding
Source: RefSeq, a predicted model, not a curated record
AUGAAAAAAAAUAUGGUUGAAUAUAAUAUGCCUGAGGAAAGUGAAUAUAAAGAAGAUUGUAUAUUCACAUCAAUUGAUAUUUUUAAAGGGGACUAUAACUAUUUAAAUUUCCAUUAUAUAUGCGAAAUAACAUUUGAUGAUUUUAGUUUUAUAUCUCCAUAUCAUUGUUACUUUUUUUUACGAAAUAAGUAUGAAGCUUUAGAAAAUAUAAAAAAUAAUUAUUUGCAAAAUACGGGCAAUAGUUUAUCUAAUCAUGACUAUUUAAAAGUAAUUAAUGAAAAAAAAUCUAUAGAACUGUUUGAAAAUAAGCAAGUACUUUAUUAUAACCAAGAUGAAUUAUCAAGCUUGAAUCGAAAAGCUUUGAAUGCAAUAGCUGAUGUUAUAAAUGGAAUGGGAAUUGACGAUUUGAUAGCUAUUUCGGUCUAUUUAGGCGAGAAUCCGCAAUGGAAUAAACACAAACUGAUGUGGAUGGAAAUGAUUCAAAGGGAUAAAUUUCGUAAAUACCAAACGAUUCGGGAAAGCUUAGGAAAUACAGAAAAAAGAGAAAUAAUUUACAAGAUUAAGAGUGAAGAAUUUGAUAAAAUAGAAAAUAAGAAUAUGAUUAAAGAUAUAUUUUAUUUUGGAGUAUUUGAAAGAAAGGGGCAAAAUAAUUUAGGUAGAAUAUAUAUGAAUAUAAGAAAUGAUGUAAUAAAUAAUAAUGAAAUAUAUUCAUGGGUAUUAACUAAUUGUAAUCUGCAAACAGACAAAAAUUUAAUUGCUGAUAUUUUUAUUGAAGAAAAAUAUCUUGAAAGGACUGUAAUUGAUAAUAUAAAAAAUGAUGAAAUACAGAAAAAAAAAAUCGAAAGUAUAAAUGAUUAUAUAAAAACUGAAGAGAAAAUACAGAAUUAUUCUUUUUCUUCAAAAGAAUAUAUAUCAUUUGGAAAAAAUUCCCAAAAUGAUAUUAUUUGUUUGAACCCAUCUAUUUCAAGGUUUCAUUGUAUUUUAUAUUUUUCAAAAGAUUUUCAUCUUUAUUUAAUAGAUGUAGGAUCUAAAUCACGAACAAAAUUAAAUAAUAAUGUUAUAAAAAUAAAUGAAAAAUAUAAAAUUGAUAAUAAUGAUGUUAUUACUUUAGGUGUGUCUAAGAGGACAUAUAAAAUUAAUAUAAAUGUUGAUAAAGUUUUAUCAUAUCUUGAUAAUAAAAAAAAUGAAGCCCAAAAAAAAAUAAAAGUAAUCAAUGAAGAAAUAGAACACCCUUUGAAAAAUAAAAAUUUAUUAAAGUUAAAAGUUUCAAACAUUUACUAUAAAUGUAAUGAAAACGAUAUUCUAGAUUUCUUUAAAGAUUGUGGGGAAAUUAAAAAUAUGCACAUGUACAAUGUUCCGAUUAUAAAUAAAGAAGAGGGUGUCGAAAAUGAAAAUAAUAAUAAAGAUGAUUUUAAUAAGUUGAAAAAAAAAAAAUUCUUGAAACAGGCUAUAAUAGAAGUAUAUGACAAAAAUACAUCUGCUAACAUUAUCAAAAAAAAUGAUUCUUUUUUAUAUGGAAGGAAAAUUCAUAUAGAAUAUCACCCAUUGCAGCAACAUGAACAUAGAUAUAAAAACUUCAAUACAAAAAAAAAAUUUGAACAUUUCGAUAUUCAAGUUACGUGUAAAAAUGCCAAAUAUAAUGGGGAACAAAUUAUCAUAAAGGGAGAACAUAUCAGAUAUAAAAAAUUUAAGAGAAGUGAACCUGGGGAAUACCAAAGGCUUGAGGAAAGGAGAGUGGAAAGAAGCGGUCAGGACAAUAGACGAACUGGAGAAAGAACAAUAAGCAGUAGCGAUCGAAGUGGAAGUAGUGGGACUGGUCGGAGUAGCAGUAGUAGAAGCGAACAAAGUAGCAAUAGCCGGGGCAAACGAAGGAGCAGUAGUCGGAGCGAAAAGGGUGAUAGAUCAAGGGAUGGCAAAAAAAGGGACAAUAAAUAUAGUAACCGUUAUAGCAUUGAAAGUCGAGAUUCCCAUAAAAGAUACACAAAAAAAAAAUAG